UGGUAUCGAAGUGACAUCAAUGUUUUGACAUCUCUAAUAGUUAUGUCUUUCGCCGAAAAAUUAAACCAUUACAGUAAACGAAAAUCGUUUCGAUAUGGGAUUCCCUUCCUGGUUAUGAUGGUCGCCGGCUCUUUUGGCCUGCAGCAGUUCUCGAACCUCAGGUAUCAGUACUCCAAGAAACAGCCGGUGACCCCGGAGGAGAUGAAAAAGUACGGUGUAAACAUGAAGAAACGGCAGGAGGUGACGCUGGAAACGGAGUACGAUAAGGUGAAAGCCGUGGACAUCGAUAAUUGGGAAAACAAGCGUGGUCCGCGCCCCUGGGAGGAGGAGGGUCUGGCGACGGCGGCAAAACAUUAACUAUUACGUUAUUCUGGAACCAUUUUGCACCCUGUCUUCGCAAUUUUUUCCCCAGGAAGCAAAUAAUUCGUCCCUAGGAAAUGUUAUUCAUGUUGAGGACUUGCUGAAAGCAGACUGUUUGUUGUAUAUAUAGUCUUAAAUAAAUAUAUGAAAAUUGUUUUUUAAACCUAAA
Messenger RNA from Drosophila kikkawai, 529 nucleotides. It is a transcript of the gene l(3)neo43, whose product is annotated as cytochrome c oxidase assembly protein COX16 homolog l(3)neo43. Gene Ontology annotation, cellular component: mitochondrial inner membrane. The record is from RefSeq and is a predicted model, not a curated record. Gene Ontology annotation, biological process: mitochondrial respiratory chain complex IV assembly. NCBI's taxonomy places the organism in Eukaryota, Metazoa, Arthropoda, Insecta, Diptera, Drosophilidae.